CGGCCUCCAGCAUGGCGGCGGCCGUGCGCGCUGCGAGCCGUCUUCCGGCGCUGGGCGGCGUGCGGCCGGGUCAUUUCUUGUCCAGGCAGCUUUCUGUAAACACCUUUCCAGCUGCAGCUUCUGUUCUGGCAUUGAAGACUGCUCUCAGCAAUGGCUCUUUGUCGGCACAGGGAACCAGAGACAACCACUAUUUCAGCAGGUUCAGCCAUGCCCUGCAGACACAAUGCUGUCUUUCCUCUCCCAGUAACUUGAUGGGCCAGCAGCACAGACCCUACAGUUUCUUCACUAAACUGACGGCAGAUGAGCUGUGGAGAGGUGCUUUAGCAGAGACGGGUGCUGGAGCAAGAAAAGGAAGAGGCAAAAGGACUAAGAAAAAGAGAAGAAAGGAUUUGAACCGGGGUCAAAUCAUUGGUGAAGGGCGUUCUGGUUUCUUGUGGCCUGGUCUUAAUGUCCCACUCAUGAAAAAUGGAGCCAUGCAGACCAUUGGCCAAAGAAGCAAAGAAGAGCAGGAGAAGGUGGAGGCGGACAUGGUCCAGCAGAGAGAAGAGUGGGACCGGAAGAGGAAGAUAAAAAUUAAACGGGAACGAGGCUGGAGUGGAAAUACAUGGGGAGGCGUCAGUCUUGGCCCCCCUGACCCCGGCCCCAAUGGAGAAACAUAUGAUGACUUUGAUACCAGGAUACUUGAGGUCAGAAAUGUUUUUAAUAUGACUGCAAAAGAGGGAAGAAAGAAAUCAGUCCGUGUCCUGGUCGCUGUGGGGAAUGGAAGAGGGGCUGCAGGUUUUGCUGUUGGGAAAGCCAGUGACCGGGCAGAUGCUUUCAGAAAGGCAAAGAACAAAGCAAUUCAUUGUUUGCAUUACGUUGAGCGGUAUGAAGGCCACACAAUCUUCCAUGAUAUCGCAUUACGAUACAAAAGGACACAUAUCAGGAUGAAGAAAGAACCCAGAGGUUAUGGUCUCCGCUGCCACAGGGCCAUUAUCACCAUCUGCCGGCUCAUUGGCAUAAAGGACAUGUAUGCCAGGGUCUCUGGGUCCCUGAACAUGCUCAACCUCACCCGGGGCCUCUUCCAUGGGCUCGCCCACCAGGAAACCCACCAACAGCUGGCUGACAAGAAGGGUCUCUAUGUGGUUGAGUUCCGGGAGGAAUGUGGCCCUCUGCCAAUUGUGGUCGCCUCCCCUCAGGGGCCUUUGAGAAAGGAGCCAGAGCCAGAAGAUGAGGUUCCAGACGUCAAACUAGACUGGGAAGAAAUAAAGGCUGUGCAGAGGAAGAAGCACUCUGUGUGGGCAGGUGUGAAGAGAGCCGCCACCUGAUCUUCCUCUAGCCUGGCCACUACUUGAUGCUGCCCAGCACUUUGGAAAGAAUCUACCCUCAUGCCUUGGCAUGUGGUGCGCCCCCACCCCUACUUUUUUUUGGAGGAAAAUCCAACCUUCUUUAUUUACAAAUAAAUUACAGCUUUGAUUUAUUGGGCACAUAUUA
This is a messenger RNA of Jaculus jaculus (lesser Egyptian jerboa), 1473 nucleotides long. It is a transcript of the gene Mrps5, whose product is annotated as mitochondrial ribosomal protein S5. The coding region runs from base 12 to 1307 and encodes 431 amino acids. The transcript is spliced from 12 exons. Gene Ontology annotation, biological process: translation. The record is from RefSeq and is a predicted model, not a curated record. Lineage: Eukaryota; Metazoa; Chordata; Mammalia; Rodentia; Dipodidae. Gene Ontology annotation, molecular function: RNA binding; structural constituent of ribosome. Gene Ontology annotation, cellular component: ribosome.